GAUACUUUUGGUCUAGAUCUCCGGGCUCAGCUACAGAGUCUGGCCAGCAUGCAGAGUCAGCUAAAAGAGCUACAGAGUCAGCAUGCCCACUGUACCCAGGACCUGACCACGAAGGAUGAGUUGCUCUGCCAGCUUACCCAGAGCAGCGAGGAGCAGGCUACUCAAUGGCAAAAGGAAGAGAUGGCACUAAAACACAUGCAGGCAAAGCUGGAGCAACAACACGUGGUCCUGACCAAGGAGGUUCAGGACCUGAAGGAGACCCUGGAGUUUGCAGACCAAGAGAAUCAGGUUGCUCACCUGGAGCUGGGCCAGGUUGAGUGUCAGUUGAAAACCACACUGGAAGUGCUCCGGGAACGCAGCCUGCAGUGUGAGGACCUCAAGGACACAGUAGAGAAUCUCAGGAUUAAGCUGGCUAGCACCGUAGCAGAAAACCAGGAGAAAGACCUGGAGAAGACACGCCAGUAUUCCCAAGAGCUAAGGGGGCUGACUGAGCACCUACAGAGCCUGACCCUCUUCCUACAGACAAACUUAAAGGAGAAGGCUGAACCAGAGACCCUCCUACAAAGCACAGCCUGUGCUCCUGCCCAGGAAGACCCUCCACCCACCAACAGCACCUUCUUGGGAAGCAUCCCGACAGUAAUGGCAGACAAAGAGCCAGAAUCAGCUCCUGUGUCCUUGCUUGGAAGUGACAAGAGUGCUUUCACCCGAGUAGCUUCAGUGGCUUCCCUUCAGCCUACAGAGACCCCAAGCAUAGAGAAGAGCCUGGCAGAAAUGAAUGCUAUGACUGUGGAGCUUCAGAGCCUGUGUUCCCUGCUGCAAGAGUCCAAGGAAGAAGCCGUCAGGACUUCGCAGCGAAAGAUUUGUGAUUUGCAGGCUAGACUGCAGGCCCAGGAAGAACAGCAUCAGGAAGCCCAAAAGGCAAAGGAAGCGGACAUAGAGAAGCUGAACCAGGCCUUGUGCUUGCGCUACAAGAAUGAAAAGGAGCUCCAGGAAGUGAUACAGCAGCAGAAUGAGAAGAUUCUAGAGCAGAUAGACAAGAGUGGCGAACUCAUAAGCCUCAGAGAAGAGGUGACCCAGCUUACCCGCUUGCUUCGGCGUGCAGAGACAGAGACUAAGGUGCUCCAAGAGACCCUGGCAAGUCAGCUGGACCCCAACUGUCAGCCCAUGGCCACUAACUGGAUCCAGGAGAAAGUGUGGCUCUCCCAGGAGGUGGACAAACUGAGGGUGAUGUUCCUGGAGAUGAAAAAUGAGAAGGCAAAACUCACGGUCAAGUUCCAGAGCCAUAGAAACAUCUUGGAGGAGAAUCUUCGGCGUUCUGACAAAGAGUUAAAGAAACUAGAUGACAUCGUUCAGCAUAUUUAUGAGACUCUGCUGUCCAUCCCAGAGGUCGUGAGGGGUUGCAAGGAGCUACAGAGAUUGCUGGAAUAUCUGAGCUAGGAAACUAAAAGCUGGAAUCUGUUUCAACCCUUUUUACCUGCAAUACUCCCUUACCUCAACACCAGGACCAAUUGGCAUAGGGCCAAGUAGGAUUAAUGCUAUUUAAAUAAAGUAUAUUUAAUGUAUUUC
Hipposideros armiger (great roundleaf bat) is the source of this 1566-nucleotide messenger RNA. It is a transcript of the gene SPAG5, whose product is annotated as sperm associated antigen 5. Bases 49 to 1437 code for a protein of 462 amino acids. Gene Ontology annotation, biological process: cell division; regulation of attachment of spindle microtubules to kinetochore. The record is from RefSeq and is a predicted model, not a curated record. The transcript has 13 exons. Lineage: Eukaryota; Metazoa; Chordata; Mammalia; Chiroptera; Hipposideridae.